UCCCCACUAUGGAAGCCUCGAGGCAUGCUGGGAAUCGCUUGUGAGUAGUCUCAGCUGUUGGAAGGGUUACUGCUGUGCUUCUCGGAACUUUGCUGGGCACACACAGAGGAAGUCUCUCCCCCUCGGGCUGCCACCCCCUGAAGGACCCCAGGGUGGCCCUGCAGAGAACCUGCAGCCAGAGGAAUGGCCCCCGGGACCCCGAGGCCCCCCUCCCAGGGGCCAAUAACAUUCAAGGAUGUGGCUGUGGAUUUCACCCACGAAGAGUGGUGCCUAUUGGACCAUUUUCAAAAACAGCUGUACCUGGAGGUCAUGCUGGAGAAUGUACAGACUCUACUCUCUGUGGGGCUUCCAGUUCCUAGAGAAAAUUUUAUCUCCUAUUUUCAGCAAGGAGAAUCACCAUGGCUACUAGAGCAAAAAGGCCCAAGGAACUCCUGCCCAGAGGCAGAGGCUAAUUUUGAAGUGAAGGAGAUAUCUACAAAGUUGAGAUUUUUUGUGAAAGUAUCUUGCCCUCAAAGAUGCAUGAAUGAGGGUCCCCAUGACUUCAUUUUGAGAGAAAACUGUGACUCUACUAUCAACUUAAAUAAAAAUCCAGACAGUGACAAUGAAUUUGGUAAAACUUCAGAGAAAUUCAACCAAUAUUCAGGCCUAAAUCAGUAUAUGAAAUUGACCUCAGAAAAUGACUGUUGUCAGGAUAGUGAAUAUAACAAAUGCUUUCCUGAUGAAGUAGGAAAUGUUCUGUCUCCUGAGAAACCUGAAAUUCCCACGUAUCAGGGAAACCUAGAGCGAUUGGCCUUUGGCUGGAGUUUAGACCUUAUUAGACAUAAAAAAAGUAAAUGUGUAUUAAUGGUUUCUGUGAGGGAUAAAAGUCAGAACUCUGCGCUUAAUACACAUCAGAGAAUCCACACUGGAGAGAAACCUUAUGACUGUAAACACUGUGGAAAGGCUUUCACAAAGAGGAGCAAUCUUGCUAAACAUCAGAGAAUCCACGCUGGAGAGAAACCUUAUGAAUGUACACAGUGUGGAAAGGUUUUCACACAGAGGAGAUCUCUUACUGCGCAUGAGACAGUCCACACUGGAGAGAAACCUUAUGAAUGUAAACACUGUGGAAAGGCUUUUACAUGGAAGGUCUCUCUUGCCACACAUCAGAGAAUUCAUACUGGAGAGAAACCUUUUGAAUGUAAACAGUGUGGAAAGACUUUUACAUGGAAGUUCUCUCUUGCUGCCCAUCAGAGAAUCCACACAGGAGAGAAACCUUAUGAAUGUAAACAAUGCGGAAAGGCUUUCACACAGAGGAGAUCUCUUGCUGCACAUAAAACAGUCCACACUGGAGAGAAACCUUAUGACUGUAAACACUGUGGAAAGACUUUUACAUGGAAGGUCUCUCUUGCUACACAUCAGAGAAUCCACACUGGAGAGAAACCUUAUCAAUGUAAACAGUGUGGAAAGGCUUUUACAUGGAAGUUCUCUCUUGCCACACAUCAGAGAAUCCACACUGGAGAGAAACCGUAUGAAUGUAAACAAUGUGGAAAGGCUUUCACGGACAGAGGCUCUCUUGUUAAACAUCAGAGAAUCCACACUGGAGAGAAACCUUAUGAAUGUACACACUGUAGAAUGGCUUUUACUGUGAAGAGCCAUCUUGCUACACAUGAGAGAAUCCACACAGGAGAGAAACCUUAUGAAUGUAAUCAGUGUGGAAAGGCUUUUAUAAGGAGUAGCUAUCUUGCUAAACAUCAGAGAAUCCACACUGGAGAGAAACCAUAUGAAUGUAACCAAUGUGGAAAGUCUUUCACAGAGAAAAGCUCUCUUGUUAAACAUCAGAGAAUGCACACUGGAGAAAAACCUUAUGAAUGUACACAGUGUGGAGUGGCUUUUACUGUGAGGAGCCAUCUUGCUGCACAUGAGAGAAACCACACUGGAGAGAAACCUUAUGGAUGUAAACAGUGUGGAAAGGCUUUUAUAAGGAGAAGCUAUCUUGCUAAACAUCAGAAAAUUCACACUGGAGAGAAACCUUAUGAAUGUACACAAUGUGGAAAGGCUUUCACACAUAGAAGAUCUCUUGCUGCACAUAAGAUAAUCCAUACUGGAGAGAAACCUUAUGAAUGUAAACAUUGUAGAAAGGCUUUUCCAUGGAAGGUCUCUCUAUCUAAACAUCAGAGAAUCCACUCUCGAGAGAAAUCUUAUGUAUGUAAACAAUGUGGAAAGGUUUUCACAGAGAGGGGCUUUCUUGCUAAACAUCAGAGAAUCCAUACUAAAGAGAAACCUUAUGAAUGUAAACAAUGUGGAAAGGCUUUCACAGACAGAGGUUCUCUUGUUAAACAUCAGAGAAUCCACACAGGAGAGAAACCUUAUGAAUGUAAACACUGUGGAAAGGCUUUCACUCAGAGAAGCCAUCUAGCUACACAUCAGAGAAUCCACACUGGAGAGAAACCUUAUGAAUGUAAACAGUGCGGAAAGGCUUUCAUAAAGAGGGACUCUCUUGUUGAUCAUGAGAGAAUCCACACUGGAGAGAAACCUUAUGAAUGUAAACAAUGUGGAAAGGCAUUCACUCAAAGGAGCCAUCUUGCUACACAUCAGAGAAUCCACACUGGCAAGAAACCUUAGGAAUGCAAACAGUAUGGAAUGGCUUUCACAAAGAGGGACUAUCUUGCUACACAUCAGACAAUUCACAUUGGAGACAAGCCUUAUUUUAUGGGAUAAAAUCAUGCAUUAUUCUCUAGUAUACAUUAAUUAGUAUUAGCAAUUUUUGAUUGGCAACUUCUUAUACAAAAAUUAGUGAAAGUUGUGCCCUUCAGAAAGGAGAUAUUAAUCUCUCCUUAUGAAAAGUAUAGAAAUCUCCCUCCCUAAGAAGCUUUUCAUAUGUACAUGAAUAUAUACCUUUAAUUCUCUCUUUUCUAAUGUGACCAAGAUCCCCCUUUUUCUCUCACCUUAUAAAGGGGAAUUCUUUAUUCUCUUUGUCUAUUUUGAGUUAACUCUUAAAUUAACACUUCUUGGAGAGUUCCACCUUGUUAUCAAGUAAGAGAAUUCACAAGUCACUUACUUGGAAAGCUCCAUUCUUUUAACCCAUUCAAUCAGAAAUUUGUGAAUCCUAUGAGGGUUAACACCUUCAGAAGCUAAGAAGUGGAUCCCCCCCCCCCCCAAGACAUGGCAAGACAGUGCUAGGCAAUUUGGAAGAUAUGAUUGGCCCCUGUGAAGAGGAGAAGGGACAAAAAGUAUUAUAAAAUCCCUGAACUUCUUGGGCUGAAGAUCAUUUUUGUCUUCUUUGACUGGUGGCCUGCCUCUUGGAUGUAACUUGGGACUUGGACUGGCUCUGGAGUGAGUGAAUAGAUGGCUUUCCUUUCCUGAUUUCUGUAGAGGGUUUAACUGUGGUGUAGGGUUAAAAAGUCGUGCCGGGCUGAGUCGAGCAUUGGAGCAGUAUUUAGUGUGAUAGGCUAAAUAUCUUCACUACCCUAUUUUUGUAUUUUUCUUUGUAAAUAAAAGCUAUUGAAACCCA
Messenger RNA from Monodelphis domestica (gray short-tailed opossum), 3490 nucleotides. RefSeq lists its product as uncharacterized. The record is from RefSeq and is a predicted model, not a curated record. Gene Ontology annotation, cellular component: nucleus. Gene Ontology annotation, molecular function: RNA polymerase II transcription regulatory region sequence-specific DNA binding; DNA-binding transcription factor activity, RNA polymerase II-specific. Gene Ontology annotation, biological process: regulation of transcription by RNA polymerase II. NCBI's taxonomy places the organism in Eukaryota, Metazoa, Chordata, Mammalia, Didelphimorphia, Didelphidae.